Messenger RNA from Oryctolagus cuniculus (rabbit), 2842 nucleotides. It is a transcript of the gene OMD, whose product is annotated as osteomodulin. The record is from RefSeq and is a predicted model, not a curated record. Gene Ontology annotation, molecular function: protein binding. Lineage: Eukaryota; Metazoa; Chordata; Mammalia; Lagomorpha; Leporidae.
AGCUCUGUUUGCCUUUCAUAUUGGAGGAAAUUCUUGCCACACCUCAAACCAAAAUUAAGAGUAAAAGAAAGAAGUCAGCCACAUAAAUCUGACCGAGAACACAAACAUGUUAAUUUAAAUCCACAAAGCUUUGUAUAAUGAAAAGAAAGAUAUAAUUUUAACUCAACCCAAGUGUUUUCCAAGCAGAUUGUAUUUGCUUAAAUUGCUACAGUAACUCAAGGAACAGCCCUGUCUGCAUACAGAGUUACUGUGGAUUUUUAAGAGACUCAGUUAAAGAAUUUAGGAAUUUCUGAAUCAUUUAAAGGAUUUGCAAAUUCAUCAACCCCUGAAAACUAACGCAAACUCAACAGGACAAAAAAGAACAUGGGCUUUUUAAGUCCAGUGUAUGUGUUUCUAUUCUCUUUUGGUGUCAGAGUAUAUAGCCAAUACGAAACUUAUCAAUGGGAUGAAGAUUAUGACCAAGACCCAAGUGAGGAGUACCAACCAGAAUUCCCGUUUCAUCAAAAUAUAGAAUACGGAGCUCCUUUCCGUCAGUAUACUUUAGGCUGUGCCAGGGAAUGCUCCUGUCCAUCUAACUUUCCAGCAUCAAUGUACUGUGUCAACCGUAAGCUCAAGACUAUCCCAAAUAUUCCUGCGCACAUUCAGCAACUCUACCUUCAGUUCAAUGAGAUUGAAGCUGUGACUGCAAAUCCAUUUAUCAAUGCCACUCAUCUUAAAGAAAUUAACCUCAGCCACAACAAAAUUAAAUCUCAAAAAAUAGAUUAUGGUGUGUUUGCCAAGUUUCCAAACCUACUACAACUUCACUUAGAACACAACAAUCUAGAAGAAUUUCCAUCACCUCUUCCUAAAUCUCUGGAAAGACUCUUCCUUGGUUACAAUAACAUCUCCGUGCUGCAGACAGAUGCCAUGGAUGGGCUAGUCAACUUAACCAUGCUUGAUCUCUGUUACAAUCAUCUUCACGAUUCUGUGUUAAAAGAAAAAAUUCUUGCCAAAAUGGAAAAAUUAAUGCAGCUCAACCUAUGCCAUAACAAAUUAGAAUCAAUGCCUCCUGGUUUGCCUUCUUCACUUAUGUAUCUAUCUUUAGAAAAUAACUCAAUUUCUUCUAUACCGGAAAAUUACUUUAAGAAACUUCCAAAACUUCAUGCUCUAAGAAUUUCACACAACAAACUGCAAGACAUCCCAUAUAACAUUUUUAAUCUCUCCAACCUUGUAGAGCUCAACGUUGGACAUAAUAAAUUGAAGCAAUCAUUCUACAUUCCAAGAAAUUUGGAACACUUAUACCUAGAAAAUAAUGAAAUAGAAAAUAUCAAUGUAACAGUGAUGUGUCCUUCCAUUGACCCACUACAUAACCACCAUUUAACAUAUCUUCGUGUAGAUCAAAAUAAGCUCAAAGAACCAAUAAACUCAUACAUCUUCUUCUGCUUCCCUUACAUACACAGUAUUUAUUAUGGUGAGCAAAGAAGCACUAAUGGUCAAACAAUACACUUGAAAACCCAAGUUUUCAGGCGAUUUCAAGAUGACGAUAGUGAUGAGCAUGAUGAAAGUGAUGGUGCACAAGACAGCCACGAGCACGGAGCAGAAGAGCAUUUUGACCCUCAUUACUAUGACAGUCAAGAAUGGCAAGAAACUGUAUAGAUAUAUACUAAUGACUUCACAAAACCUCAGUAUUGAAAAAUCUAAGCAUGUAUUGCUCAAAGAAAUAUAUCUAGUAUUUCAUGUUAGUAUGUGAUCAGAAUUACAAUUAAGUUGUUUGUGACAUUUAUAUAAUUAUAUAGGAUUAGAACUUACUCAAAGCAACACAAAUUUUUAGAAAUAAAAAUUAGAACAGCCGUAAGCUCAAGACUAUCCCAAAUCUUCCUGUGCACAUUCAGCAACUCUAUCUUCAGUUCAAUGAAAUUCAGCUGUGACUGCAAAUUGACUCAUCAACACCUCUCAUCAAAAUCAAAAACUAAGCUUUAAAGGCUUCUUACUCUCCUUAAAAAUGGAAAUAUGUUGAGAAAUUCAGUGAGUUUGCCAUUUCUAUCAGUACUUUUAUUAUUAAUCUAUUAGUAAUUAGUGAUUUUUAUUAAUAAAUUUUCUAGGACUGAGGAGGGAAGUAACAUUGGCAGAGAAGACCUGAAAGCAUUGUCCUUUUAAUGACUAGAGGACAAUGUUUGAAUUACAGAAGAGCAAAUUAAUGUUGAACAGUCAUUCAUUCAAGCAAUAGAUUUUUUUUAACCUCAUAUCAAGAAAAGCUUUCACACUUGUAUUUGUGACCUUUUCACUAUGGCAUCCACCCCCUAGGCUUACCUCUUAGAGCACAAAAUUACAGUUUUUGAUUUUCAAGAGGCAUCUGUAAUUAUAAUAUUCAUAUUUUGAUUUUCAUCAAUAGUUUCUGGCUCAUAAUUCCUUCUCCAAGGCAGGCCAUAGAAAUCAGAAUUUAUCUUCCUCAUAGCAGGUCACAAAAACUCUCCCUGCUCCUUUCUGUCUUAGAGCUGGACAAAAGAAAUUUUCUGAUCUACUUUUGGCUGCAGUAAGUCACAAGAUAAUCCUCAUUCCAGGGAUGUCCUGCCUCAUAGCCUGCAGGGUAGAAGGCCGCACAGAGAGGAAAGAAAGAAUCUGAUCAGAUAGGCUUUGCAGGGGUUUCCCACCUAGUCUACUAGCAAUCAUGUCUGUGAAAUCAAAUGUUGGUAAAAACACAAAAGGACAGGGUCUGCAGAGCUCCUGGAUAAAUGAAUACAUGAAGGUUCCUGGAAGGUGCUGCCUGGAGGUGGAAUGGAAGUCCUGCACAGCUUCCCCUAUACUGUGCACUAUGCAUGUCUUUAUCUGUAUCCUUUGUAAUAAACCAAAUGAAUACAAGUAA